UGCUUAGUAGUCUGUGCUCAACUCAAAUAUGUCAUGUGUCAUGCGUGAAUAAUACCUAUAAUGACCUACCUAUAAUGUGAUUUUCGUUCGAUUCAUGUUUUCUUUCUAUUACCUAUUGAGAAUAUGAACAAGUCUUGAUUUAUUCGUCUCGUUGAUUCCCGAUGUUCCGGCGUAAAAUCAAGUUUCCUUGAGACGUUUUCGUUCACCUUUUGUAUAAUCAUAUUGCACUUUGUGCAAACUGCAUUAUUGUGUUAUUGCUGUGAUUGACAGACGUGUCCAUAUAAUUAAGGCAGUUUCCAUGUGCCAGUGGGUUCUCUGGACGCAAUAAUAAUGGUAAAACAUAAAGAAGAUUCAGAAUCGAAAGAUGCGGACGCGGCGUGCGAGCCGCGCUUCCGCGUGCGCGUGUGCAUGCAGCGCGUGUUCCGCGACGAGCGAGCCCGCGCCUACGUGUGCGUCACCCCGCGCCGCCGCGUGGCCUGGCUGCAGCGCCGCCUGCGCCGCCUGUUCCGCCUGCCGCCGCACCGCCUGCUCAGCCGCGGCCAUCUGCUGCCGCCCGACGAGCCGCUCGCGCUGCUCGACCGCGACGACCCCGUCGAGUGCGUACCGCACACCCCGCCCGCCCGACGCGCCCGGCGACGUCAAUGUUCACUUCAUUGUCCUUUCCAGGGUGGUUCCUGUUUCCACGAAAGUCGACACGGUGCCCGCAGAAGACGUUUCGUACGCUCCCGUUGACGCCGCGCCUAUGGCUACAGGAGAACUCGAACGCUCGCCGUCGCCCGACCGUGUGGACGUACUCACGGAAACCAAGCGGCAGGCUCUCUUAAUACUGGAACAAUACAGUGCAAAGCCCGCGCCGGUCGGGCAGGACGCCCCUGAUGGGCAGGACACGCCAGACGGACAGGAUGCGUCCAGCGCGCCGGACGGGCAAGAUGCGCCGGGCGCGUCGGACGACUGCGACACACCGGCGCGGCCGCGGCGUCGUCGCGUGCGCCGCCGCCGCCGCGUGGCACCGCUUGCCGAGCCGGCGCCGGGCGACGGCGACCGGGCGGCGCCGGGGUCGGGCGACUGCGCGGCGGUGUUGCGCAACGAGCUGCAGCCGCGCGCGCCGCGCGUGGUGCGGCCGCUGCCGCCCGCGGCGCCGCUCUCCUGCCUCGCCCUGCCGCUGCCCAUUGCCGACUUCACGUGAUUGACCUGAAUUAUUAUUAGAUUAUGAUAAGUAUUCUUAAUAAAAUAUUGAACAGUAA
Messenger RNA from Helicoverpa zea (corn earworm), 1244 nucleotides. RefSeq lists its product as uncharacterized. Bases 365 to 1186 code for a protein of 273 amino acids. The record is from RefSeq and is a predicted model, not a curated record. Lineage: Eukaryota; Metazoa; Arthropoda; Insecta; Lepidoptera; Noctuidae. The transcript is spliced from 2 exons.